CCAGGUAACGUCGUCAGAUGGUUGGCAAUUGGCCUGAAACAUUCGAGAUCCGGCACAGCAGCAAAACCCCGUGCCUGAAGUUCAAUUAUAGCAACAAACUGUCUUCAUGUCGUAUCUUACCGUGUGUGCUUCUGUACUUCACUAAUAUCACAUGUGUUAACAACCUGGAAGUUGCACCGCGGUUUCUGUUCUUUUUCUUCCCCCUUUUCUCCCUUGCCCCUUACGGUUCAGACGAUGCCCCCACAGAGCCGCGUCCAAACACGACGCCCUUACCGCACGCUACUUGCCGCCUUCGUGGCGUGGAAGCUCUUCCUGUUCGCGAUCGCCCUGGGAAGUAGCAUCAUAGGCGAUGCGUACGACACUUCGGCACGACUGGUCGUGCAGGGGCCGGCCGGCAGCGACGGCGCGGGUGCUGGCCAGCUGACGGGUCUUGGGCCACGGUUGAUCGGCCGGUUUACUAGCUGGGACGCCAUCUACUUUGUGAGCAUUGCGCGCCGGGGAUACCGGUUCGAGCAGGAGUGGGCGUUUGGGGGGGGCUUGCCGGUCGUGGUGGGGAGUAUCCUGAAAGGCCUUCGGCAUCUCGGGUGUGUUGUCUCAUCCGCUCCCGAUGGAGGAGCAAUCCCGGAAGCCGUGGCGGGCAUCUUCGUCGCCAACACGGCCCACCUGCUCUCGGCCCUGGUACUCUACCGGCUCGGCCAGGUGGUCUGGCGUGACCAGACGCUAUCUUUGGUUGCUGCCCUGCUGCACAUCAUCUCCCCCGCCGGUCUAUUCCUGUCCGCGCCUUACACCGAGAGCUCAUUUGCGCUGCUCGCCUUCUCUGGGUACCUCCUCUUCGCCUUAGGCUGCCGGGCCGAGCAGAGGCCGGCACGUCGCGAUCUCUACACCGUCCUGGCCGGAGUCAUCUUUGGUCUCGCCACGGCCUUCCGGAGCAAUGGCAUCCUGAACGGAAUUCCGUUCGCCUGGGAAGUGCUGCGGAACUUGCCGGAUCUGCCUCGGCGGCCCCUCGACACGGUGCGUCGGCUGUUCGCGCUUGGCAUUGGUGGAGUUUGCGUUGCUGUUGGCUCGCUCGGCCCGCAGGCGGUCGCCUAUCUGCGCUUCUGCUCCGGCACAUCCGGAGCCCAACUCAGGCCGUGGUGUCAGGGAUACGUGCCAAGCAUUUUCGCCUUUGUCCAGCAGCACUAUUGGAACAACGGAUUCCUCCGGUACUGGACCGUGUCCAACUUGCCACUGUUCCUCCUCGCCGCGCCGAUGCUAGUAGUCCUGUCCAAAUCCGGGGUGGAGGAACUGACGAUGGGUCGGCGACUUCCUGUCGCCGACAACCCGGCUGAGUCGGGUCGCCUGUUGUCUCUUAUCCGGACCGCCGCCGCGGCCCAAGUGCUGUUGACGGUGCUCGCGCUGACCACGUACCACGUGCAGAUCAUCACGAGGAUCUCCUCUGGGUAUCCGUUGUGGUACUUUUGGCUUGCCCGGUGCCUCAGCCGCGGCGAGAAGACGGGCAGUCACGUUGUCAUGUUCAUGGUGAUGUACGCCUCGAUCCAGUGUGUGUUGUUCGCUUCAUUUCUACCGCCGGCAUAGCCGCAGGCUAGGUAUCUUGCCAGAACAACUACUAGUACCGCUGGUCCAGGAUUUAAGCUCACAAAUUCCAUGACCUUGCUUUUGCACUGUUGUCCAACCGCUG
This is a messenger RNA of Chaetomium strumarium, 1678 nucleotides long. RefSeq names its product glycosyltransferase family 76 protein. Gene Ontology annotation, molecular function: GPI mannosyltransferase activity; alpha-1,6-mannosyltransferase activity. The record is from RefSeq and is a predicted model, not a curated record. The transcript has 3 exons. The coding region runs from base 235 to 1575 and encodes 446 amino acids. Gene Ontology annotation, biological process: GPI anchor biosynthetic process. Gene Ontology annotation, cellular component: endoplasmic reticulum membrane; mannosyltransferase complex. Lineage: Eukaryota; Fungi; Ascomycota; Sordariomycetes; Sordariales; Chaetomiaceae.